CGAUCCUCCACUCCUUCUGCUUUAUUCAUUCAACUCUUCACAACUCCGACGCCGAGCUUUCUUUGCUUACAUUACGCAACAAGCAUCACUCAAAAUCCCUCCCCAACGGCCCCCACAGUCCCAGCUCAUUCCCCCCCACCCUCUCUCGUUAUCCAAACUUCAGCGCCAUGUCCAACCUCAUCGAGGUCACCUCUCCCGAGCACUUCAAGACCGAGCUUAGCAAGGACUUGAACCGCGUCUCGGUUCUCAACUUCUGGGCUCCGUGGGCCGAGCCGUGCAAGGCUUUUAAUGAGGCGGUGGCUGCUGAGGCAGCGCGCUUCCCGAGCGUGCUCUUCCUCAACAUUGAGGCCGAGUCCCUUGCUGACAUCUCGGAGAGCUUUGACAUUGAGGCCGUGCCAUCCUUCCUCAUUCUGCGCGGCCACUCCCUUCUUGCCCGCCACUCUGGCGCCGACCCGGCGCUUCUUCGAUCCAUGCUCUCCCAGCACUCUGGCCAGCCGGUGCCAGCCAAUGUCGCAAGCUCCGCUGCUGCCGCUUCCGAGCCGACCCGCCCCCGGACUGAAGAGGAGAUCACUGCCCGGUGCCACGAGAUCAUGAACCGGCACAAGGUUGUGCUCUUUAUGAAGGGCAACCCAUCAGCUCCCAAGUGCGGGUUCAGUCGCCAGACGGUUGGGCUUCUGCGGGAGAAGGGGGUCGAGUUUGCCUGGUUUGACAUUCUGAGCGACGAGGAGGUGCGACAGGGCCUGAAGCGCGUGAAUGACUGGCCAACGUUCCCGCAGAUUAUUCUGAAUGGGGAGCUUGUGGGUGGGCUGGACAUUCUGAAGGAGAUGAUUGAGAGUGGCGAGUGGGACGAGGUCUACUCGGAGGCAGUCAAGGAGUAAGUAGGCUGCCUGCCUGGGGAAGAGGGGGUUGGCGUAAGUUGUUAUAUUUUGCAUGCAUGUCUAUAGAGUGCG
Molecule: messenger RNA, 950 nt
Organism: Cutaneotrichosporon oleaginosum
Lineage: Eukaryota; Fungi; Basidiomycota; Tremellomycetes; Trichosporonales; Trichosporonaceae
Biological process (GO): intracellular iron ion homeostasis
Cellular component (GO): nucleus; cytosol
Molecular function (GO): 2 iron, 2 sulfur cluster binding
Source: RefSeq, a predicted model, not a curated record